Oenanthe melanoleuca is the source of this 5739-nucleotide messenger RNA. RefSeq names its product family with sequence similarity 217 member B (gene FAM217B). The record is from RefSeq and is a predicted model, not a curated record. Lineage: Eukaryota; Metazoa; Chordata; Aves; Passeriformes; Muscicapidae. Bases 294 to 1919 code for a protein of 541 amino acids. The transcript is spliced from 5 exons.
GGCUGUGCCGCCCAGCCCCAGCAGCUGCGCAGGCUGAGCGGUGGGGAUGGGAUGGGGAUGGACGGAGAUGUGUAUGGCAUGGGGAUGGGGAUGAGCACAUGACACUGCACGGGAGCUCUGGGAUCGCGGCCGUAUCCUCAGAAUCCCAUCGGGAGGAUUUUGUUCGUCGCCAGCAUCUCCAGGACGUGGGGAUGUCUGCAUUGGAUAUACUGUGUCUUGCAAAGCCAAAAGACUGGAGCCGUUUGAAGAUUAUGUAACAGUAAAGGUGCAGAUACCCUUUGGAAAGAGGAAUAAUGGGACCAGGCAUUCAGGAAUAUCCCUUAUUACUGCACAGAGAGACACAGCAGAAGCAAAGCCACAGCCACACCAAUGAAAACCACAAAGGAAUGGUAAAUAAUGGAAAAAGCCAUCCAAACACCAAAGGACUAAAUAAACCAAUUUCUUAUGCGAAAUCUCCUCCUGGAAGAUUAGGCAAAAAUGUAUCAAGUGCCAUUGAAAAGAUUUCCCCUGACACUCAAGAUGGUCACCAGCCAAGUGUUUUUAAGAAGGGAAGGAACCAGCUGGAUGGCAGUAAUCAGUCAAAAAGGAUCCUGAGUGUUUGCAGCUCACUGCACAGUGCACAAGGACCAAAGAGGAGUCCCCCAGAAAGAAGGCAAAAUGAAUCCUUCCUGCACAAGAGUUCCCCAGAAAAAAGGCAAAAUGAAUCCUUCCUGCACAGGAGUCCCCCAGAAAAGAAGCAAAAUGAAUCCUUCCUGCACAAGAGUCCCCCAGAAAAGAAGCAAAAUGAAUCCUUCCUGCACAGGAGUUCCCCAGAAAAAAGGCAAAACGAAUCCUUCCUGCACAGGAUCCCCCCUGGCACAAAGGGCAGCACACAAGAAAACUUCUGUAGGGCUAAGGAUGUCCCAGUGCAGCAUUUUUAUUGCAGUAAAAGAGAACAGUUGGGAAAGAAUCAUGAAGAAUACAUUGCUGAAGCCAGUCCAGGGUCUUCGAAAUGGCAAGAAGCAUCUGUAAGUGAAAUGUUUCUUGAUUUUGAAUCGGUACAAAUUAUUAAAGAAGAUGCUGAAGAUGAUAGUGCCAGUGACCUCUCUGACUCAGAAAGGAUUCCCAUUCCCCCCUCGCCCUGCACACCACCAGAACUCAUCCUCAGAGCUGAAGAAAUCGACCCAGUUUGUUUGGAACACAUCCCUGAAAUGGGAUUCAAAGAAUCCGAAUAUUAUUACCCUGACUUUCUCCCACCCCCUUUCAACUCGUGGGACUUGAAGCAGCUGGCCAUCCUUGUCCACGAGGAAGGGAAAACAGAUUUGCACCCCAAGCCCACGGGGUCCCUGGAGAAGUACAUGGAGCGCCUGCUGCAGCUGGAGUGGCUGCAGCUGCAGACGGUGCAGAGCGAGAGGGGCAGGGCCCCCCGAGCCCGGGCCCUCAAGAGCCCUGGGAAAGGCAAAGCCUUGCUCAGCCCUGUGCCCAGCAGGCAGGCAGGGCCCCAGGAGAGUGUCACCAGGCUGCCCAGGAGCUGUGGGGGUCACAGGGCAGAGCUGCACCCUGAGGAGACUCGCCCGCUGCGUUCCCAUCCAGCUCACCUGAAACUUCCCGAGAGAAUGGCAUGUGCAGCAUCUUCUCAGAGGAAAACUGCUGAUGUAAGGAGUGAACUGAAAAAGAAACCAGCUGCAAAGCAGCAGCUUCUCAGUCCACAGCCCACCGAGAGCAGCUCUAAAAUCCAAAGUGUUGGUAACAUCAGACCCCCUAAGCAAUCCCCAGCGCUCCACGGUGCAGCUGCUCCCAUCAAAGGCUUAAAAACAUACACCUGUGCAAAUCCAAAGAAAAAUGGCAAUGCCAGCAAUUAUGUUCCUCCUAAAAAGCCAACAGCAGACAGGAAAAUAAAAACAAAUGGCACAAAGCAAGCACCACGCAAAUUUCAGUGAGGGAAAACUCAUUAGUGAAUGUUGAUUCUUCUUGACUGCUAGAAAGCAUCUGGCCGGUGCAGAAGGAUCUUUUCUUUCUUCAUAGGAAGAUCCUGAGAAAAAUGUUCCUGGCACGUGGUUCUGAGUCAGCACUGUUCAUUUCUAUAGAUUUGAUCUUAAGCCAGCAGGAAAUGUUUUCCCUGAAGGCAAGUGUCUUCCAUUGGUCUUUCCUCAAAAGUAAUUGUAAUCGCUCAGUGAAGAUAAAAAAAGCACAGUGUGAAGUUUAGAGAAGUACAGAACAUCCUGGCUGCACCAGCUGAAGUCUGAGUGUUCCUUGUACUCACCCUGCUGGGUGUGAGGGAAUAGGGUCCAGGCUCCUUCUCCUUGCCCAGAUGUGCUUUUUGUAAGACAGGUUUGAUUGUGGUGUUUUUAUAAAAUAAUGGAGCCUGUUAUCUAUGCAAAGUCAACUCUAAUUCUUCACAAAUAUGAUGAAUUGGAUUUUUUGGAUGAAAUAGAGAUUAUUUUUUUGAGAAGAAGAAUGGAUGUAAUGUUUUGAAAUAUUUUAAUGCAGAAAGAAUCCUUUAUUAGACUAAGUUUUAGGGACCAGACAGCUUCAAUAAUGACAGAUUAAGAAAAUGGAAUGUGUAUUUUUAUACCCUGGAAUCUUCACUGUGUUUACAGACAGCUUUCCUGGAAGUUCAUUUUGUAGGCCUUGAUGCUUUUUGUCAUUUAGGGGAAAUGGCCAAAUUUCAAAUUGCACAUGGAUAUAUUUGAGAAAUGCAAACUAAGGCUUUUAUGUAUGGCCUAGUUUUCAGAACUGGUAGCCUCUCAAAACACAGAAACUAGACUCUUAUGGGAAGAAUUUAAAGGGUGUUGUAAGUUCAGAUAAAGAUAUAUUUUGAUACAGAAGAUACCUAUUUUUAGUCACCUAAGAUGACUCUUAUUUAUUCUGUGGUCCAGUCUAGCUUGGCUUCUUAAGGUUUAGGGAGGAGAGGUGGGGAAAUAUCCUACAGAAAGAAAUUGUUACAACCAGGAUUGGGUCCUGUCCUUGGGCCUUCUGUCUCCUGUGUCUGUGAGAUACAGGAGAAUACAAAGGACAGUUCAGAGAAUAUUCAAGUGUCACUUGAUCUGUUAAAAUUUCAAAUCAGUCACAGCAGCUGGGGACAAGAUCUUAAGACGAAAUUCUAAAGAAUGUUUUUUACUUUCACUUUAAAAUCCUGGCCAGUGUAUUUUCCUCCUCAGCCACAAGUCCCAGUCUUAAUGAGAAGUGAGCUGAGGUCUGAUGGACCAGAUUCUGCAAGUGGAUCCUCCACAGUGUGAUAGGAAAUGAAAAAGUAGCAAAUACUAAAGAGUACAUUAUGUAUAUAGCUAAAUUGCACUUCUUUUGGUGAGCUCAUCUUGGUUUUAAGAUGCUUAGCUGUUUCUUUCAUUGUGCCUACCAGAUCUUCAGCUUUGUAAAAUUUCAAAGCAUGAAUUUGUAUGUAGUUUGAAAAGUGAGAAUAUUAAGAAAUGUAGUAAUAAAUUAGAGUAUUUUACAGUACAUAAAAACAUUGCUCAGGAAUAGUCUAAGAAAUAUUUUUAGUGUUUUUUUUUCCUUGUCUACUGGAGACCAAAUGUGAAAUUUUGAAUUGGUAAAGGAAAUGAAUGUAACAGACAGUAUUACAUUUCCAGAAUCAGUAGUUGUAAAGCUACACUUAAUUUAAUUGCAGUUGCAUGUACAUUCAGCUCUAUGCAAUUCAAGUGAAACUGAGUCUGAGAUGCUCAAAGACAGAGGAGUUGGCUGUGUCAGAGGUGGCACUCAGGAUGGCACUGAACACCAGCACCUGCAGAGGACCAGCACAUCCCAGUGUUGCUGUUUCACCCUUUUCUUUUGGUCCAGCUCCAUGUCCAGCUUUUUUAGAUUAAAGAUUCCUGCACCCAGUGCUCGUGUUUCAAGCUCUGGCCAAAUUCUGCAAGCCUGCCUUAGCUAAGUUUUCCUGAUUCACAUUAACAGUAGUGAAAAAUAGGAGAGCUGCUUUGCCAAUAAUCAGAAUUUUAAUGCACUGCUCUAGGUCACUGUUACAAGCACCAAACCUGAGGUGAGCAGCAUCCAGGCAGUAAUCAGAAUAGCAGCUUUUUACAAAAAAUUCUGUUAGAUGCAGAAAAUAAUUUAGCAUGUUUGUAUACCAUUGAAUAUUGCUGGAUGCUAAAUUUUCUAAAUUGAAGUUUCCUGGGUUGUAAAGAGGACAUGUAGAUACAGACACAUUUUGCAUGAUCACUUCUUUAAGGAUAAAUAAACCCCAUUUCAAAAUCAGCUGUGACCAGACCAAAGGUAUUUGGUGCUGGGAAAGUAUUUUGUCACAGAGGUAGGAAAGUUUUAAUGGAGGUGGAGGUGGUGAUGCCACUUUGAAAGUCUGAAAACUUGUUCAUCCCUUUGUGUGGGAUCUGGGCAAGUAAGUUUGUCUCACAUGAUAAUCACACCAGUCUAAUUUCUGGCAUUGAUUUGAUACUUCUGACACACCUGUUUUUGUUCACACACAGAAACAGAAAUUCUGUGUUUGCCUCAAACAGCUCUUGGCCUGAGCAGGGCUGGGUUUUACCCUGUUUCCAUUUUAACUUCUCCAUUUUCUGGGCCUACAGAUGAAAAGAGCUCCUUUUAUGAAGAGGACUAUGGUUUAUAUUUCUUUCAUUUUAUAUUGCUGGGUAUUGUCUUUAGAAGCACUUCUGAACAGAGCAGAAAAAUUUAUUCCAUCAAACACAUUCAGUUUAAAACUAAUUAUUUAAGACACUUCACAGCACCAUGUUUUUAAGGCUAUUCAAUUUUUUUUUUUUAAACAAGGUUUAGCAAUAUGAUCAUGUGGAUCUAAUCCUAGCACUGGUGAUGCUUCUUGAAGAACAGAUUACUGUGAUGUGAGAUAUUUAAACAGAUGGAUUUAUUUAUUUAUUUAUUUAUUUAUUUUUGGUAAAGAAUGUAAAGGUUUAGUGUUCUGCAGUAUUACCUGCAGAAUAAGUAUGCUCAGGUUGUAUUUUAAAUAAACAGCCAGAACUCUGCUUCAGUUGCAUGAGUAUAAACUUUGAACAACUCAGUUAUUUUCAAUGAAAUGACCCUGUUAGAAGAUGUAAAGAAACAGAAUUUCACUCCAAUAUGUAUAAACUCUUCUCCUCAGUAAUGCUAAUGUGUUUUUUGUGCAUCACAUGAAAAAAAUUACAGCAAUACUGUUUUUCUCUUGCCAUGUUCCUUUUUUCUCCAUUGCUUGUAUCUCCUGCUGGGGGCAGGAACAUUUUCCCACCUGGAUCUCAGCUGGAUGAAGCUGCAGGGAGCUUGUGCUGCUUCCAUGGGGCUGCACUGCCCUGUGUGAUCCAGCUCUGAGCUCUGCCCUCCUCCUGUCCCUGCUCCUGCCCUUUCUGUGCUUCAUUCAUUGUUCUUUCAGGUGACUUUUACCUUGUAUUUGCUGUUUAAAGGAUCUUGUUAGAAUUCAGAGAGAAUUUUGACAGUUUUUUUUCAGCAGUAUGUGCUUUUUUGAAGCUGAUAUUUUAAAUUUCUACAGUAUGGAAUUGCCUGGAAUGUACUGUUUUUUGCCUUAUUUUAAAGGUAUUGAGCCUUUGUUGCUCCCAUUGCAUUAGUGGUUUUUCAUCUGAGAAAUAAACAGACCACGCUGGAAGAACUGAACUUGAUUAACUGAAGAUUUUCAGACCAGCUUUUGAUGUUGGUAUUCAUGUAUUCUUAUUUAUUUGAAUUUUUUUUUGUGGAUAUUUUUGCUAGUAGUUCCACGGGAAAGUGAUCUUGUCAUUCAGAGGUACCGUAUAUUUGCUACAAUAAAAGUGAGAUACUGCCCUGUUUGUUGCCGAGUUGUAUUUUUUU